AUGAGAAAUGAGGGUGAUGGGGCAAUUUAUUGGAAAUAUGUUGGCAGGGUACUAAGCAACAACAAGCUUAAUGGGACACUGGAUAUUGGCAACAGUUAUAGCAACAAUUUGACCGUUGAUUUGCAGAACAACUCCAUUAGCGACUUUACACAGAAAGCAAGUUACAAUAUGGUCUUGAAGCUUGUGGGCAACCCAAUUUGUCAGGGAAAUGGAGCAGCAGAACGAUACUGCACAAUUCAGAAAUCCUACCCUUCAAACUGCACACCAACAAAUAACUGCACUACUGCGGUCUGCCAUUCAGGCAGUAUAUCAAGUCCAUAUUGCAAAUGUGCAUAUCCAUACACAGGAACCUUACACUUCAUUUCUAUUUCCUUCUCAAAUUUAGAAAACUCAAGUUACUUCAGAACCCUUGCGGGGUCUUUGAUGUCAGCUUUUCUGUCCAAUAAACUUCCUGUGGAUUCAGUGUCUCUUUGUGAUCCAACUGUCAAUUUAUACUCUUACCUUCAGAUCAAACUGCAAAUCUUUCCUUCUGGUCUAGAUCAUUUCAAUAGAACAGGAAUUUCUACAGUUGGUUUUCUGCUCACCAGCCAAUCUUUCCCAAUUCCAAAUUAUGGGCCUUACUUCUUUAUUGACGAGGGCUAUUGUUGCUUUGCAGCAAAUUGGGACCGUGAUGAAAGCAGUGGCGGUGUUCCACAACUUAAAGGAGCUAGAUGGUUUUCAUUUGAAGAGCUUCGGAAAUGUACUAACAAUUUUGCAGAAGUGAAUGCUAUUGGAUCUGGGGGCUAUGGGAAGGUUUAUAGAGGAACUAUUGCCUCUGACCAAUUAGUUGCCAUCAAAAGAGCUCAACGGGGAUCAUUGCAGGGUGCUCUUGAGUUUAAGACUGAGAUUGAGCUUCUAUCAAGGAUCCAUCAUAAGAAUGUUGUCAGCCUGGUGGGUUUCUGUUAUGAGCAAGGGGAACAAAUGCUGGUCUAUGAGUAUAUUCCAAAUGGUAACCUGAAAGAUGGUCUUUCAG
Ilex paraguariensis (yerba mate) is the source of this 1012-nucleotide messenger RNA. The record is from the annotation of a GenBank genome assembly. NCBI's taxonomy places the organism in Eukaryota, Viridiplantae, Streptophyta, Magnoliopsida, Aquifoliales, Aquifoliaceae.